CAAAUGUUCCAGGGCAUUUACUCAGCUCUAAUCCAUUGAAAUCGUUCGAGAAUGUCGUUUAUUCGAAAUUGGCUAGACUCGCAGAAUGGCUGGACCCCACUAAAUCGAAAUAUCAGUGAAAUGAAGGGACUAAAUAGUUGCUUUUACUUCUUCGGCCUGAAAACGGGCUGCAAGUUGAUAGCCGUUUUCGAGGCCCUGGUCAAUGUGCUGCAAGUGUGCAGCUUCUUUAUGGCCGAGAUGGAGGUUAAGACUACGACUCAGUUGUCUCCGGAUUCGCUGAUGGUCACCAGGGAACCAGACGGGGAUAUGUUCGGAACGAACACCAUGAUGCCCAUUUUCGAGGCGAAUGUAUAUUUCAGCAGAGCCCUCAGCUCCUUGACUGUGUUCAGGUCUUUACUGCUCUUUAUAGGCGCCGAGUGGAGUCACAUAUCCUGUCUAGUCCUGUGGCUUUGCAUUACUGUCAUAACCACGAUGAUUGAUACUAUCGUUGAUAUUUUGCAAAACUGCGAUUUGCUAAACAUGUUCUUUCGUACCAUUUCCAUUUUUCUCGAAAUCUAUUUCUGCGCAGUGGUUGCCUCUUUGGUUUUAAAAUUGCAGGAUAAACUUCGCCGUAAUGUUCAGGAAACGGAAGUGCUUUUCACACAGAGCGAGGAAGCUUAGUAAUUACAAGAUAAUUUAAUUACUUUAAGUACUAUAUCAUGGUCAUACUUAUAAUGUUAUAUUUUAAAAGCAAGACCACCUAAACAUUUAAAAGGAAAUAAACAAUUCACUCGAGUAUGAU
This is a messenger RNA of Drosophila subpulchrella, 781 nucleotides long. RefSeq lists its product as uncharacterized. The transcript is spliced from 3 exons. Lineage: Eukaryota; Metazoa; Arthropoda; Insecta; Diptera; Drosophilidae. The coding region runs from base 52 to 660 and encodes 202 amino acids. The record is from RefSeq and is a predicted model, not a curated record.